GCAAAAUAAAAAAACUUGUUAGGGAACGAAAAAACAACAACAACAUGACAUACCUAACUCAUUCUUUGUUCUUCUUUUUCUCUUGCUUAUCUAUGCUUCUUUGCGUCUCCAUUGCUGGAAGCAGACCUGUUCACGGUCCAGCUUAUACAAAUCCGUCUGCUUUCUCUCCAGAAGCUUACGAUUUCUUUCACCCAAAAUCAUCACUCUCUGAUCACAAUAAUCCACCAAAAAACUCACCUUCUUCGCCAUCACCUUCACCUUCAAAGACAUCUAUUGUAGAACCAGAUUCACAAGGAAGUAAAGUUUCAUCAGACGAACACACAACAAGUGAGAGUAGUCGCAGAGAAGAAGAAGGACGAGGAGAAACCAUUGGAGUAGUAUUAGGCCUUUCUUUCGUCGCAUUUCUCUCAUUAGGAAUCUACUUUGUGAUCAAGAAACAACGUGCUAAUAUGAUUCGCACUAUUGUCACUCACUCUGAUGCUUGAAUUAACCAAAAAUAUACUUCUUCUUUUUUU
This is a messenger RNA of Arabidopsis lyrata subsp. lyrata, 515 nucleotides long. RefSeq lists its product as uncharacterized. NCBI's taxonomy places the organism in Eukaryota, Viridiplantae, Streptophyta, Magnoliopsida, Brassicales, Brassicaceae. The record is from RefSeq and is a predicted model, not a curated record. The transcript has a single exon. Bases 45 to 485 code for a protein of 146 amino acids.